Messenger RNA from Penicillium nucicola, 1017 nucleotides. RefSeq names its product glycerophosphodiester phosphodiesterase. Gene Ontology annotation, biological process: lipid metabolic process. Gene Ontology annotation, molecular function: phosphoric diester hydrolase activity. The record is from RefSeq and is a predicted model, not a curated record. Lineage: Eukaryota; Fungi; Ascomycota; Eurotiomycetes; Eurotiales; Aspergillaceae. Bases 1 to 1017 code for a protein of 338 amino acids. The transcript is spliced from 4 exons.
AUGUCUAGCUCCUCCUCCACCAUGGCCCAAGGAGGCCCUGUCCACGAUAUUCCAGCGCAUUUCCUCCACUCACCGGUUGACCGCGAGUCCACACACCUGCCUAAUGCCAUUUCCCACCGAGGGUUCAAAGGGCAAUAUCCCGAAAACACCCUUCUUGCAAUCGAUGAAGCCAUUAAAGCUGGAACACAAGCUCUCGAGCUCGAUCUUCACAUCUCCCGGGAUGGAGAAGUGGUGCUGUCGCACGAUGCUUCCCUCAAGCGCUGCUUUGGAGUGAAGAAGAAAGUUGCUGAAUGUGACUGGGAGUAUCUCAACACCCUACGUACUGUUCAGGCUCCCCAUGAGCCCAUGCCCCGUCUAGUCGAUGUGUUGGAAUACCUGAGACAGGCGGGCCGUGAGCAUAUCUGGGUCAUGCUAGAUAUCAAACUCACGAAUGAACCUGCCGAGAUAAUGCAACGAAUUGCCCAAACGAUCGAGACAGUACCCAUUCCUCGGAUCGGCCCCGACUGGCACAGACGAGUCGUCCUCGGUUGUUGGUCAUCACGCUACCUACCCGCCCGAACAAAAUAUCUGCCUCGCUAUGCCGUCUCACUGGUGUGUGUCGAUGUGGGCUAUGCCAGGCAAUUCCUCCAAGUCCCGCGGCUAUCCUUCAACAUCAAUCAGAUGGCCUUGAUGGGCCCGCUAGGUCGAGGAUUCCUAGAGGAAGCCCAAGCAGCUCGGCGCCGAGUGUAUGUCUGGACGGUCAACGCCCCGAACCUGAUGCGUUGGUGUAUCCGACAUAAGAUCGACGGUGUAAUAUCCGACGAACCAGGUCGAUUCCGACAAGUCUGCGCCGAGUGGGAGAAGGAACAGUCGGGCGGACUUGGUCUGCCAGACCCCAAGCUGGAUCGGAUUACCUUGAGACAGCGGGUGGAGAUGUACGCCGUGACGGUUUAUGUUGUUGUGUUUGGCUGGUUAGUCAAACGCAAGUACUUCCCUCCUCUUGAGCAGGUGCAUUUCGAAGAAAAUAAGUUGGAAUAG